Messenger RNA from Leopardus geoffroyi (Geoffroy's cat), 2109 nucleotides. It is a transcript of the gene WFDC11, whose product is annotated as WAP four-disulfide core domain 11. NCBI's taxonomy places the organism in Eukaryota, Metazoa, Chordata, Mammalia, Carnivora, Felidae. The coding region runs from base 1568 to 2026 and encodes 152 amino acids. The transcript is spliced from 6 exons. The record is from RefSeq and is a predicted model, not a curated record.
CAUUGGCUCCUGCUCCCCCACCAGGGCCCCGAGGCCCAGCCUCAUUGUUGAUCUGCUCAUUGAACCAGUGACGCCAGGGAAGAAACUGCUCAUGUGUGGUACCUCCCAAUGCUAACCAGAACACUCCUCAGCCUGGAGUCAGAAGGGCCAAGUUAAACAUGAGGUGGGGUGGGGCUACACUCUGGGGCACAAAGUAGGAGGUCCCCAAGGAGGCUUCUUCUUAAAUUUAAUCCACCCUCCAUCCUGUUCUACCCAUUCUCCUUGUGAGGUUCAGAUUACCAUAUGUUUACAAUAUAGAAAACCAAUCGCAGGGAGUUAAGUGACAUGCUUGAGGCCAAAAGACAGCGAGAGGUCAUGUUGUGGCUAGAGGAGGAUGUUCGUCUGGACUCCCUGUUUGCUCACUGCUCCUCCAUUAUUGUGAGAACAUGGGUGUGGAAGUGAGUGCCUACACUAUCGUCUCCCACCCCAUCCUCCAUCAAUAUGGCCUCUUUUGUGAUGGGGCACGGAAUGGGGUCCCAGGACCUGAGACUCCAGUGUCUUCCAUCAAAUGAAUGGUCCCCACCUUUCCCCAAUCCUCCUCCUUAUGGUCUCAUUCUCUCUCUCUUUUAACCCAGAAAGAAGCCAGGUGGUGGGGAACAGGUGGUUCAUGGUGAUGCUACUAAGGAUUAAUUGGCCACUAAGGAGUCAGUAUGAGUGUUGCCCAUGGUCUCAUGGUGAAUCAGUGGAAUUCUGUGCAAGCAGAGCUCCUCUGAGGUUGUUCUGGGACUAAAUCCAGGGACUAGGUCACAUGUGCCCAAAGGGGACUUGGAGUCAAGUGUGAAGAACUCAGGCAGGUAGGCAGGGCUUGCUGGAGGCAGGUGUGCGGUGUUAAACUCCAGGGCAGUGCUUCCUGUGGGCAUCAGUGAGGAUUUCCCACAGAAGAAACCAGCAUCCCUCAGGCCAGAGUCUAUGGCCCACCUCAGAAGCAUCCCAGGGCUCCUGGUAUUGGAGGAGCUUCUCCACCUACCCUGGGAGCUGGGACUAGGAGACUGUAGGAAAGAGAUCAUGAUCCAUUAGCAGCACAGACAUCAUCAGAUGUAGGUGGAUGGUAAGGGCAUGCCCUGCGGGAGAUCUUAGCCGGUGCUUCCUCAGACAACCUGACUCUGCAAGCAUCUUCCCAGUGCUUGGCCAUGCCCCCGAACACCCUGGGAGAGACUAUUAAGAGAGGCAAAGCUACCUGCCAGGGCCCACAUAGGGAAUGACCUCCCGUGUCCAUGACCAGUGUUCCCCACUAUGUGGGUUCACCAUGCUGCCAGCUGACCUAUUCCUUGCCACCAGUGUGAGCACCCCAGACCAUGAAUUCUACUGGAAGGAUCUGUUUUUCUCCAUUGUGAUAACUCGUGUCUUGGCCUGUGUUCCCCAGAGCUCUCUGGACACUCCACAUUGCCUCACUGGACCGAGAGGACACACCUAGACUGCUUUGGCUGGGAGGAGUGCUUGCCUGGCCAGCACUGCAAGUUCUGUGGAAAAAGAUCUUAUAACACCUGAUGGGAUGAACUCUAUUCUUCCCAUUCUUACAUGUGAGUAAAUGAAGUUUCAGAGAAAUGAGACGACUUACCUAAAGCCUUUCAGUCAGCAAGUGAUGGAGGGGCUCUGGCAUUUCCAGAGACCAGGAGGAAGAGCCACCAGUCAAAUAGCUACCAGCUUCCAACUCGAACAUCUUCAGAGCAGCAACUGGAAAGGGGAAAACAUCCUGACAGCAUAUAUUCAGACACAUACGGUCAGCAUCAUGAAGCUCUGGACGCCUCAACUCAUGACAUUCCUCUGUAUGGUGCUACUGUCUGUGCUGGGAGUGAUAAAAGAAAAACACAGCUGGGCUGAAAUGUUACUUGAGGAGUGCUGGGGACAGCCAAAUGUCCUUGAAUGCACCAAGAAGUGUUCUGGAACCUUUAAAUGUAUAAACAAAAAUCACAUAUGCUGCUGGACCUAUUGUGGAAACAUCUGCUGGAAAAAUAAAGAAAUCUUUGAAAGACAUCUAAAACCCUAAUCUCCCAGCUGGACACCAGUCUGUUCUCACUGAGGGCUGGGCAGGAGCAAAUCCUUGACAAAUAAACUCAUUUAUCAACAGUG